Molecule: messenger RNA, 2450 nt
Organism: Harpegnathos saltator (Jerdon's jumping ant)
Lineage: Eukaryota; Metazoa; Arthropoda; Insecta; Hymenoptera; Formicidae
Product: odorant receptor 85b-like
Exons: 7
Coding region: 909-2045 (378 amino acids)
Biological process (GO): detection of chemical stimulus involved in sensory perception of smell; sensory perception of smell
Cellular component (GO): plasma membrane
Molecular function (GO): olfactory receptor activity; odorant binding
Source: RefSeq, a predicted model, not a curated record
UCAGCUCAAUUUCUGAGAUAUAGGUGCUGCAAUCUCAAAUUAGAAAAUUUAUUUGAAUAAAUAAGCUAUAGCGGAAAUCACAUAUGCUGAGAAAUAUGAAGAAAAACUUCUUCGAAUAUUUGUAGCAGACUAUUUUGCAAAAAAUUAGUGUAUUCUACUUUGGUAUUCAUGAUGUAAAGGAAAAAUAAUAUUAUUGCGCAUAUCCGUCUCGCACGUACCGGGUCCGCGAAAUGAACCAACACAGGAUUGGAGGAAAAAAAAACUCCGCUUUACUUCCAAUAUAUACAGACUCACGAAAAUCCUCUUGUCUUAACAAUAUUAAAAAGAAACGUCUAAGUCACGUCUACUCGCGGUGACGGCUCAUGACAAACUCUGCUGCUAUUGUUUUUCAACAAACUCCCGUCGUCCAGACAAACAUCCUUCAACUGUCAAAAUCCAUAUGCCUAAGGCUCGCGGACAACGGACGUUUCCAUACUCCUUGUGGCUCGUGCACAACAAUAUCUUAUCUGAUUUCACUUAUACAAAUAUUAACAAUACAUCCAAAUCAAUAUCAAAAUCAAAUAAUUUUUCGUUUAAUAUUCAGAAAUUAUCAAAAUUGGCAAGUGUCUUUUUCAAAAACAAAUAAUAAAUAUGUUGUAUUAGCAUUCUUAAUCCGCUUAUCGCGAUAUAUCUUCUUUCUCCUUGUUCCCGUAGUUCCCGGAAGGCUAUAUUUAAAAAACCAAGCAUUUGCACGCAUACGUUUACUAAGGCUAUUUUACUUAUUUUUCAACAAAGACACUGUCCUGUGAAUAAAUCGUUAGAGUUUAGAUACAUCUUAUGUAUAAAAUCAUAUUUCUAACUAAAAAGCGAACUACGUAUGAAAAUUUAUUUUGGCAGAUUUUAAACGGGCAAUUGGUCUAAAUAGAAUAAUGUUGAAAAUUAUUGGUUUGUGGCCGCCAGACAAUCGAGACCAUCGUAAGAUAACGAAAUCUAGAUUUCGAUUAGUGUAUAACUUAACUACGAUGUUUUUCAUUCUAACGAUACCAGCUUUCGCAGCACUUAUAAGAGUAUGGGGUGACAUGAUUCUGAUGGUAGAUAAUUUGAUAUACAGUUUACCUAUGACGAUUUCUGUAUUCAAAGUUUGCAUUAUUUGGUACAAACAAAAAGCUUUGGUGUCUCUAAUUGAUAUGAUCGCGAGAGACUGGAUGAAACCAAAGCUGAAAGAGGAGCGGGACGUCAUGAUGAAACUUGCAAAGAUUAGUCGCAUCAUUGUCAUAUGCGGUUGGCUUAUGGUAAUCUUGCCAACAAUCAUUAGUUUGGUUUGCUCAUGUUUUGGAGUGACAACCAGAUACAUAACUAAUCUGACCGAUCCUGGAAAACCCUUGGCAUUACAAACAUACUACUUGCACGACGUCUCAAAAAGUCCGCAGUUUGAGUUGACGCUUCUGGCACAAGGAAUCACUAUGUUCACAACGGGUCUCUCUUAUUCGGCGGUCGACCAAUUCCUUGCGCUGCUAGUCUUGCAUGUAUGCGGCCAAAUAGAGAACCUGCAUUUGCGAUUAAUACAUAUGGGUCGUUAUACUAAUUUUGAUGCAAUUUUGAAAUAUAACGUCCAGGAUCAUGUCCGUUUAAUCAGAUCCAUUGGAAUCAUUGAUGAUUCAUUCGACUUAUUGCUACUUGUCGUGAUUGUAUAUUUUGGUAUAACAUUCUGCCUACAAGGGUUUCUCAUAGUUAACGUUCUUAAUAAAGAGGGUAAAUUAUCAAUUAUACAAUUAGUUUGGUUUAUCGCAGUGACUGUAUGCAUUCUAUUACACGUGUAUCUUUACUGUGCCGUUGGCGAAGCUCUCGCGACGCAAUAUGAAAAAAUUCAUCGUGCCACAUACGAAUACGCGUGGUACACUUUAGAUCCAAAAACAGCUAGGAAUUUGAUUUUAAUAAUGCUGCGUGCAAACAAACCACUCUACAUCACAGCUGGAAAAACAUUUCCCAUGACGAUGGCAACGUUUUGCAAUUUGUUGAAAACAUCAGCAGGUUAUAUAUCUGUCUUACUAGCCAAUCAAGACUAACAGCGAUAUUAUGAACUCUGAAGCCAAAGUUAAACAAUUAUAUAGUAGGAGUAAUUAAUAAUAACAAUUGAUAUCUUAACAAUUGAAUUAUUCACACAUACACACGUACACACACACGCGCUCUUUUAUUAUAAAACAUACACGUCAUAAAUCCAACCAUAUGAAUAAAAAUUAGUACAACGUAACGUUUAUUUGGAUAUAAAUAUUAGGUGAGUGCAAUAUACAUAGUUUGGAUGGAUUUCAUACUAAAAAAGUGGACUAAAUAUCACAAUAACAAUUUCUAUGAAGGCAAAUAUAAGUAAUAAGGUAUGUCUAUUGAAAAGCUUACAGAUUAGGAAAUAUUUUAUAUUGAAAAUACGAUAAGCACAAUUGUCAAAGUCGUGUAAGGAAUUAAAAUUAAAAAAU